ACAAAGUUUGUCCCUUGCUUUCUUCUGAUUCGGCCUCCACGGCUGUCAAUCACGGAAUGAGAAUCAAGCCUUGUCGGGAAGACACGUGCGGUGUUAUCGACGGUGGAAAGAAAGCGCAAACCGUGGGAUGCGAUGAAUGCGGAACACGAGGCCACCGCGGUGAGCAGGCUGCUGCCCCAGCUCGCUGCUUCUCUGACGCGCUGGGUCCGGUGUGGCCGUGGCCGGGAGAUGUGCACCAGGGCUGCCCCAGGGGAGAGUCCCCGAGUCCCAGCUCCCCUCGAACCCCCCUCCGAAACACCCCAAGACAAACUCGAGUCUGUGACUAGCGUGGGGCUGGAGAAGAGUCUGGGCCCGGAAGAUCUCCAUGAGCAUCGCUGUGUCUUCGUCUGCAGCGAGCAGUUUGAUCGCCUGCUGCAGGAAUUUCCAGCCUACCACAGCUGCAAGAGCUGUCUGUCCUCUUUCAUACUCGAGCGAGAGUUUGAUGACCCCAAGGGGCAGCGUUGUGAGCGUUUCGAGUGCGUGUCUCUGGGCUCGGGAGAGACCUGCAACACGGACUGGCUCUGCUUCACUGGGAGCCACAUCCACGACUGUCACUCCACCACCAUCGCCCGACGAGCACUCAAGAGGUUCCUGUUGAAGCAGCUGCUCCUGUUCUUCAGCGGCGUCCCAGAGUAUGAGGACCGGUCUAUAUUCCAGAGGUCCCCUGACAGCCCGCUGCUCCGCCUCAAGCCCGGGGUCUACCUGCACCUCUACACCAACAGGAUCCCCAGGGGAGCAGCACAGUGCAGUCUCACGAACAGCACUCCUCGCAGUCCCAGCUCCUCUCUGACGCUCCAGUGCCACGUCCGCGGCUCUCUGGUCUCCGCUGCCUCUGUGCAGCCCAGCGUUUGGGGGGCACGGGUCUGCUGCAUGUCCGGCACCGACAAGCUGAGCCGCUGGGCCGUGCUGGGGGUGCAGGGGGCGCUGCUGAGCCUCUUCAUGGAGCCGCUGCACAUCACCAGCGUCGUACUGGGGGACUCCGAGCACAACACGAAGACUGUCUCCAGGGUGAUUAACCAGCGGCUGGGGGAGGCGCUGUCCGAGAGGCUGCCCCCUCCCUACGCGAAGAAGGUCAUCUACUUCUUCCCAGGGGCGGCUGUGGGGCCCCUCAAGAGCGAGCCGGACUGCGAGGGGCUGAGCCUCAACUGGUGCCGGGGGGACUCUGGGCUGGAGGUGGUGGACUCUGCCACCGGGCGCGUGGUCCAGGAGUCUCCAUUUAAAAGCGGGCCCUCUCUGUGCAGCAGACUGUGCAAGGCGGGUCUUUAUAGCGCCUUUCGGGCGGUCGCCAAAGAGGCAGGACGCCAAGAGCUGCUGGAUCUCCCUUCUUACCGAGAUGCCAAGAUAAAAGCUGAUCUCUACCAGCAGGCAAAGCAGCAGGUCAGCCACGAGUUCAUCUCUAACAACGCCGGACCCUGGAACUCAAAGCAAAUUGUGGACAACUUCAGCGUCUAAACCGCCCUUUCCCCAGCUCCCGGGCUCACUCAGGGCUUCACAGAGAAGCUAGGGUGCUCAUGUAACAGGGAUGGAAAUAAGACUCCUACUGCAUAGCAUUUUGAUCCAUUCCUGAUUUUUUUACUAUGAGUUUAAUAAGAUAAGAGCUUGUUAGCUAGACUCACUGGGGCUGAUCAAGCUGGUAGUAAAACCUGGAAUGGGUGACACCGCUGUGCAAUGGGAGUCUCAUUUCCACCCCUGCAUUAUGUUAAGCAGAUCGUGUGAUUACAUGUUGCGGCUGGUGAUUUCUAGAACUGGGUGCAGACUUGGGGAAUUAAAUUAGAUUUUUAUUUAUUUAUUUAUUUUUUAAAGUUUAGUUUCAUUUAUCUCUGAAUUGAACAUUCAUUUAGGAAAACCCCCCAAAAAUAUUUUAUUUUGUCAGUUUGCAGGAGUGCCCCUAGUUUAUAAUCUUCUAAUCUUUACUGUCAGUUAUUACCAGUGAAAACAAAGUCGAUUGCAAUCAAUGAGAUUAUUAACUGACUGUCUGCUUCACACGAAAAAGAGUAAUUCAGAAUCCGAGUUCAUGUAAGCGUCUGAAAAUCACCGCGUAUUGCAUGAACAGUUUAGUUCAGUAAUUGUCAGUUAGUUGUGUUGUUUUUUGGUUUCAUAAGAAAAAGAAGCUACACCAAGUCUAUGCAGCUGUUUGUCUUCAGUUAAAUGUGUUAUUUAAAAAAAAAAUGCAUUUAAUGUGUUUCUUUUCAUUGUUUCAAAUCGCAACCCUGUGCUUAUAUUCAUUUCUUUCAAAGAACAGUAAUGGAUGGAAAUGACUCCCAUUGCACAGCAGUGUCACCCAUUCCAGGUUUUACUACCAGCUUGAUCAGCCCCAGUGUGUCUAGCUAACAAGCUCAGGUGCGUCUGAUUGAACUCAUGUUUAAUCCAGGAAUGGAUCAAACUGCUAUGCAAUGGGAGUCUUCUUUCCAUUCCCUGAAUAAGGCCAGCAGCCCCCAAGCUUAGUUCCAAGCAUUUAUUUUAUUGUAACUCAAGUUAAUAAGAGACAAGUUUACAGAGUUUAUUUCACAGACGCAGUAUGUCAAUGUUUCUGUGUUUCUAUAAGAAGGCUUGUUUGUUAAAGUGUGCAACUUUAUUUUUUCUGAGCACACUGUAGUAGUAAUAAUUGAAAAGCAAAUUCAGUAAAGCGUUUAACGUGA
Molecule: messenger RNA, 2678 nt
Organism: Acipenser ruthenus (sterlet)
Lineage: Eukaryota; Metazoa; Chordata; Actinopteri; Acipenseriformes; Acipenseridae
Gene: adad2
Product: adenosine deaminase domain containing 2
Exons: 9
Coding region: 133-1491 (452 amino acids)
Biological process (GO): adenosine to inosine editing; RNA processing
Cellular component (GO): cytoplasm; nucleolus
Molecular function (GO): tRNA-specific adenosine deaminase activity; double-stranded RNA binding; double-stranded RNA adenosine deaminase activity
Source: RefSeq, a predicted model, not a curated record